GCGUACCGCCAGGGACAGCCGGGGACGUUUGGACACGGUGCGCGCAAUGGCCUCCGGCACGCGGGAGGUCAAAGCGUCCAAGGCAAGACACGGCAGCGGAGGUCCGACAAGAGAGCGCUGGACAGCGCCCGCCGUGGCCAUCCUCAAGGACUCUGUGUCCUGGCAAAACUACCGGAUCCCCAAGCUGCCCAAGCCCGCUCCUCGGCAGAGUGAAGAGCAUGAAGCAGGAUCCAGUGCGGUUCCUAGGCGCGACUGUGACUCCCCCGGUAGGCACAGCUCUGGGGUGGACGACAUGGACCCGCUGGGAGCCAGUGAGCUCCUGGGCCAAGUGCUGGACAACAUGAAAAAGGCCUACUCAAUGCUCAACUGCAAGGGCAGCUUCGGCUUCAGACUUCAGCUCAGCCCUGAGAAUAUCUCCACCUCAAAAUCGAAGGAGGUUUCUGCGAGGCCCAACGGCAAGCAGCAGGCAGAGUCUCCGGGGAACCUGCCACAACUGUGUGUGAAUUGUAAGCGGAAGCACGUGUCUGAAAGUUCAGCGGGGGACACCUGCAUCCGGUGCUCGCUCUCCCAGGUCAUUUCGGCGGAACAAGCGGCAAUGAAAGGCGGAGCUCUCAUGGCCACGAAGAGAUCACCACCCAAGGCUUUGGAGACUCCGAAGCACUCCUUGCGUCGAAGAACCAGCGGGGACGUCAGUGCAGUUAAGCUACUUCACAAGCCGCGCUCUGUCUCAUUGGAGAAAGGGCAUGGCUCAAUGGCAACCAACGGAAGGAGCCCAUGCAAGACCCCCUGCAAAAAACGCAAGAAGGGGCCCUGGAUCUUGUCAAGCAGCGAGUCUAGUGAUGAAGGUUCACCUCCUAAGAUGGACAGCUUGCCACAUCGAAAGACGAAGCGGAGAAUAACGUCAGAUCAAGUCCACACGAUGGAGCUGAGGCUCCAUCGUGUGGACUGUGCCUGCAAACAGGCGAAGGAAAUGGUAAAGAGGGCACGCUUUACUCGCAAGGCACAGAUACUGGACUUCCAAACAACUGCAUUCUUGGAGCAUUUUGUGGAAGAAGGUGUUGCUUCUUUGGACCUUGAGACUCGUGGCAAGAUUACCGCCCUAAGGAUGAAGCGUCUUUUUAGCGAUGGUGAUUCGGCUUCUCAUUCGAGCAAGCAAGAAUGUGAAAAAGGAGACAAAAAUGCCAUAAAAGCAGACCGUGAGCCAAAGAUAGGAAAGAAGAAUUGUGGUCUCAAGGUGACUUCUAACAUCCACAAGGAACUUGUCCUUGCCACAGUUCCAUGCAGCAAGGCCUCCCUACUGCCGCAAGGGGCUUCUAACUGCCGCAGGGGAGAAGUGGACACCGUGGAAGUACACCGCAAGCUAAACAUUAGCAAGAAAGACUAUGGUUCCAAAGCGGCUUCCAAAAUCAGCAAAGAGCUUUCCCUUAGUACUGUUCCUUGCAGCAAAGCCUUCCAAAUUCCACAAGGGGCUUCCAUUUGCAAUAAAGUACAAAGGGACGCCAUGGAAGCAGAUCGUAGGUCAAAGAUUAACAAGAAUGACCACGGUUCUGAUGCUGCUUCCAUCAUCCCCAAGAAGCCUGUCCUUCCCACAUUUCCUUGCAGCAAGACCUUCCAAAUACCUCAAGGUGUUUCCUCCUGUUGCAAGGGUGAAGGGGACACCGUGGAAGAAGACCAUGGGUCCAAGAUUGACAAAAAGGACAAUAGUCGCAAAGUGGCUUCGAAAGUCUGCAAGGAGCGUAUUCUUGCAGUAGAACGGCUGCAAGGGGCUUCCACCUACCGCAAGGGACGAAGGGACUCCACGGAAGCAAGUUGCGGGCCAAAGGUCGGCAAGAAAGACAACAGUUUUAAAGCAACUUCCGACAUCUGCGAGAAGCCUGUCCUUGCUACAGUUUCUUGCAGCAAAGCCUUCCAGCUGCCACAAGGGGCUACUAACUGCUGCAAGGGAGAAGGGGAUGCCAUUGAAGAGGACUGUGGGUCAAAGGUUGGCAAGAAAUUCGAUCGUCCAGAAAUGGCCUCUAACAUCUGCAAGGAGCAUGUCGUUGUAGCGCUUCCUCUCUGCAAGGUCUUCCAACUGCCACAUAAGGCUUCCAACUACCGCAAGGGAGAAGGGUUCACCAUGGAAGCAGAUUGCAGGCCGAAGAUUAGCAAGAAAAAUGAUGAUCCUGAUGAAACAUCCAACAUUCGCAAGGAGCUUGUUGCUGCUGUUCCUAGCAGCAAGGCCUUGCAUCUGCCACAAGAGGCUUCCAUCAACCUAGAAGGGGAUGCCAUUGAGGCAGACUGCAGGCCAAAGGUCAGCAAGAAAGACCACAGUCCCCAAGUGACCUCUAACAUCUGCAAGGAAUCUAUCCCUACGGCAGUUCCUUGCGGCAAGACUGUCCAACUGCAGCAAGAGGCUUCUAACUGCUGUAAAGGAGAACAGAAUGCCAUAGAAGCAAACUGUGGAUUAAAGAUCAUCAAGAAAGACUAUGAUCAUGAAGACUAUUCUAAAGACUGCAAGGAACUUGUUCUUACGACUGUUUCUUACAACGAAACCUUUCAGCUGCCGCAGGGGGCUUUUAACUGUCACAAGGAAGAAGGGGAUGUCAUGGAAGCAGUCUGUGAGCCAAAGAUUUUUGAGAAAAACGACAGUUCCAAAGUGAUUGCCAACUGCUUCAAGGAGCUUGUUGAGGAAGAAUGUAAGCCAGAACUUGGAGUAGCUUCUAUUUUGCUUGGAGAUGUUGCAGCUACUACGAGAGAGGGCAGGGAAAACGUAACCCAAGUCCAAGGCUCAAACGUCCCUUCGAUCCUGGAGCAUUCGUGUCGUAGCUUGUCGGAGGCAGAUUGGCAGUCAAUGAAAGGCGACUGUAUUGAGGAGACUAUACAUGGGAUGGAUAGAGUGCAGGAAGCCGCGAAAACCGAGAAAGAUGCCGAGGUAUUGGCCACACCAGAUGUCGCAUUGUCACUGUUGGACAACCCUGGUGCACUGUGCAUUGCCUUAGAAGGCCUCUGCAAGGACAAAAACGUGCAGAUCAAGUCCGAAACACUGGAACCUCUGUACUUGGACGUCAACACUAUCCUCGACAGCUUCGAUGCCGAGGAGCAGAAGACCAAAAGUGACGGAAUGUCCUCGAGUGAAAGCAACGCACAUCAGUUGGGAGACCGUUGUUUAGAGCCAUCCAACAAUGAUGCCUGCCUGUUGAGAGUGGAAGCUUGUCUUGCACCACUGCCAGAGGUUGGUGGUGCACACGACGUGCGUGAGUCGCAAGCUGAGUCUCUGCAAGUUUUUACUAGCAUUUUCGGAAACAGCGGGGCUGUGUCGCCUCCCAAACCACGCGGAGCGAGCGUUCCUUUUGAGGAUGGCUUGCAGAUAAAAGGCGUUUCUAUAGGCAGCAAAUGCACAAACAAGGAGUCCCCUCCGCAAGCUCCAGAGCCUCCUAAGGGGUCCGGGUGUUGCCCACCUGGUUAUCCUGCAAAGCAGCUGUUUGGCCGGUACCUACACUUCCUGGAGAGCUUCUUUAUCACGCUGGACCACUGCACAGCGGAUGUCCGGCUGAGGCUGGUGGAGGCACUGAUUCCUCGUGGCCUCGUUACCCUCAAGGGGAUCUUGGAGGUGAUGAGGAAGAUUUGCAGGGUGCUUUGUUGCGAUGAGAUUGGGAGGGUCAACUGCAUGGAGCUAAGGGUCUUUGCACUCCUGGACGAAAGCGUGAGCGUUUCAUCACCGGCGGGAGCGCUGGAAGAGGCCAUGGACUUGACUGUGGAGUUGUGUGGGGAUGACCCUGCAUUGGCGGACAACGGGGGAUGCUGCAGGAGUCCAAUUCACCCGGCCGUUCCAGAACCGGUCGCUGAAAGAAGACUCCAAGAGAGUGGUAUUCCAUGCCGGAAGGGUGGCAUUGGGGAGGAGUCCGGAGCACCCCAAAAUCUGGGGAUCUUCUGGUCGAGCGGAAUGGCCGUUCCCAGGAGCCCACUUGCGCAGAGUGCACUGCCCGGCAGGGUCGAGAAGGAAGGCUCCGUCCACCAUGGAGGAGGCUCCGCCCCCUGCGUAGAAAACACUGCCCUCCUUAACCCUGUGUCCGGAGCAGUCUGUGGGGCAAACAUGCUAAGCAUGCCGGCCCCCGCCAGGAAACUGGCACCUCCCGAACCCGCUGGCCCGCGACCGAGCAACGUAAUCUGUCCAAGGGCCGUUCUGGCACGGAGCGUGGCCACCAGCUCCAGUAGUGUCGCCCAGGCAGAAAGCCUCUCCUCCCUCGUCAUUCCCGCUGACCAGACGAAGAGCCCCGCCUUCCUCGGAUCGGGUGUGGUACCCCGACUGGAGAGCUCCUCAUGCCACCGAGAUAACGCCGUCCAUCAUCCCGAGGGCUCCGAGUCCGUCUUCCGGAGCUCCGACUUGCGUACGCACGGCUCGCUGCCCUGCCGAGAAAGCCCCACCCGCCAUGCACCGGGCCCCACUCUGUCCCACGGGAGCACCCUCCACUGGGAGGGGAGGAACCUGCUUGCUUCUUCCGGGGGAAAAGCCUAUGACCCCCAAGCGCGGGUCCGCCCGCUCACCGACCCAGCCAAAAGUGGUGCCCUGGAAGCUGCGCUUCGUAAGGGGCACAGCCCUCCCAGGUACCCUCUGCUGCCCCAGCCAGCGGGCAACUCCAGCGUGGGGCAACCCAUUGGCGUGGCCGCAGAGCGGGGCACCACCAUCCGGACCAGUCCUCACGUCUCGAGCCCCAAAGACCUCCAGUCGUCGGGGAAAACUGGCUCGCCAAGGCACGGCGGGUGCAAAGACGGGUGCAGAGUCACCCAGGUGCCCUCCCCCGCCAGCCAGAGGCAGACUGAACGUGUCGUCGUCAAGAUGGCUUCCUCGGAAGAGCGCUACACGAACCUCCCCAGAGUCAGAGUGCAGCCAAGGCAGCAGCAUCCGGCCAGGAUGAGACCCACGCCGCCUAGCAACCCCGGGCAGGAGGAACGCGUCGCGCACCAAGCCAGCUCGUCAGCGGCCUCCAAGCCACUCUCACCGUCCGAGAGCGUCGCGUCGUGUCCGGACCUGAGCCCCUCGUGUCCGACAGGAGCCGGACUGGGGUGGCAGGAUCCCCGAAUGUCCCUCUGGGCCCUGCACCAGCUGUUCAUGGCGCACAACGUGAGCCAGAGCUGGACAGCCAGGGCUCUCGGUGGCCCGCCCUCUUCCGCGGCUCCUCCCAACGGUGGCAUCUCCGGGGUGUCUGCGUUGCCUGGGCACGACUCCGGCAAUCCACUCGAGACUUGGCAUUUGCAGAACUUGUGGUACCGUGGGAGCCUUGCGCAUCAUCUCCAGACGGGACGGGCCACUGGGCCGGUCGACUCCGUUGUCUCCCAGACGGGCCCGUGCGAUGUGGCGCGGCGGCGCACGGCGGAUCACGACCAGUCGCUCGCUCGCCAGACGCAGCAGACUGUGGCGAGGAGCAGCAUGUGGAAUGUUCCUUCUGGUAUGCGGGAAGACUAUGGUAGAAUCUGACUUUGUGAAGCGGGAUUCUAUUUUGUGUUCUUGGUUGUGCAACGCGACUUAUGAUGCACAUUGCAUCCGGUUGUUCUCUUUUCUGGCCAUCUGAUCUUCAAGUUCCUAUAGCUAUACCCAAGCUGCGGACGACACAUCCUAGGACCAUGCUUUCUGUUAACUGCUCUUCUGCUUGGUUGUCCCUUCCGCAAUGCAUCUGCUGUGGCACUGUACAACUUGUGGGCACUAGGCUCUUCUUUUAGCCUCGCUGAUCUUGUAAAAGUUACUAUUGAGAAAUUAAGAUUUUUAAAUCUUCUUUGUUUCUUUGAAUGUUGCAAUACACAUGCCACUUUGAAUGUUGCAGAAUGUGAAUCGUAGCAAGUGUGCAAUACAUUUAAUCCGGAUCCGUGCCUUGUGAUAAGUCAUCUCACCAAAGCUUACGUCAAUUUUUAUUAAGAGCAUCACAUCUUCCUAAUUACUGCCAUCUGUAUCUUUUAUGAACUGCCGAGAGGAAGCAGGUGUAGCCCGUGUUUCAUUUCAUCUCGUCUGACUUUUGAUGAAUCAUACAAUUGGAGUGCAAAGGAUGCACUAACAUUUUUUUACCUAUUUUAGAUGUGUGUGUGUUGUCCUGUUUUGUCUAAUCUUCAGUCAUCCUUUUAACUAUGCAAUAUUUGUUUUUCUUUGUUGAGUGACAUUUUUGCAGCUACAGUUUCCACAAUGCAGUUAAAUUUUCUUUUCCUUUUCAGAUUUUGUUUGUAGGCAUGAAGUACAUAUUACCCUGGGUGUUGCAUAAUGUAAAUUGCGGGAAAUAUGAAAUAUGUUUCAUCCAUAUCUAUAUGCCACCUGUGUGGUGUUGACCAAAGUUUGUGCUAAUUUUUGUUGAGAUUAUUGCAGUUCUUAGCUUCCUAUCUGGGCUAUGUGGAUUGUUUGUUUAGAGAAAACAUGUUACAUAUGCGUGAGCUUGUUGUACCCCCAUUUCGGGGGAUCGUAUAGUCUAGUGUUAUUUUUAUGUAUUUAAAUCUCUUGCAGUGUCUAAGGUUUUGUUUGUUUUCUAUAAUUGUGGUACUUUUCCAGGCGAAAAAUUUCAACAAUGUGCAAUAAAUAAUUUCCUAAAUCCU
This is a messenger RNA of Ixodes scapularis (black-legged tick), 6552 nucleotides long. RefSeq lists its product as uncharacterized. NCBI's taxonomy places the organism in Eukaryota, Metazoa, Arthropoda, Arachnida, Ixodida, Ixodidae. The transcript is spliced from 5 exons. The record is from RefSeq and is a predicted model, not a curated record. Bases 47 to 5455 code for a protein of 1802 amino acids.